UCAAGAUGGACCAGCAAGGACGCAGAAGCGAGGGCCUCGCCACCACGCCCCCCGUCGACUACGGUGAAGUGGCCAGCGACGGCAGCGAGGCCAGCGCCAGCGACUGCGACUGCGACGACAGCGACGACGACAGUGCCGACGGCAGCGACUUUGAAGGCGAACAAGACGGCAGCGACGCAAGCGAGGCCAGCGUCAGCGACUGCAGCCAGCACGACAGCGACGACGACUCGCCCGGCGUCUCUUUCAGCACGACGAAGCGCAAGGCCCUCGUCGUCCUCGACUCGGACUCGGAUGAUGACUGGACACCAUCAAAUUGUCGGUGUAUAGAAUCACGAGCAUUUGCAUUCAACGCUCAACGUACCCUGCCCCACACCGUCCUUUACGGUGUCAAAGGCAAGACCGUCUGGCGCUGGGGCGGCGGCGCUGGCACGCCGUACCGGCUACAAGAGCUCGAGAGCCUUGUUGACAAGUUUCUCGAGAACGAACAGCGGAGCAACGACCAGCAGAGCAACGGCCUGGGCAUCCACAACGUCACAUGA
Molecule: messenger RNA, 539 nt
Organism: Saprolegnia parasitica CBS 223.65
Lineage: Eukaryota; Oomycota; Saprolegniomycetes; Saprolegniales; Saprolegniaceae
Exons: 4
Coding region: 6-539 (177 amino acids)
Source: RefSeq, a predicted model, not a curated record